Messenger RNA from Urocitellus parryii (Arctic ground squirrel), 1938 nucleotides. It is a transcript of the gene Lrrc43, whose product is annotated as leucine rich repeat containing 43. The record is from RefSeq and is a predicted model, not a curated record. Lineage: Eukaryota; Metazoa; Chordata; Mammalia; Rodentia; Sciuridae.
AUGGAGCAGCCCCUGGCCAGCGGCAGCGACAGCGACAGCGACAGCCGCAGCGCCCCGGAGACCCUGAGCGAGGUGGUGCGGGUGCACCUGMGGAAGCUGUGUCUGCACGAGUUUCCCUGCGGCAUUGGCAGCUGGAACAGGUCGCAUUUUCUUCCUCAAACAUGGCGAACCUGGAGGGAGCUGACCCCCAGGGAGGAGGAGACUGUGAGCCCAGGGGAGGAGACUGUGGAGGCCCUGCUGGGACUGGUGCGUAGUCCCCACUCACCGUGGGCUCUGGUGGAGGACUCCAGUGCUGAGGACCAUUUUCUGAGAGAACUGGCCAUCCAGAAUCCACUGAUGCUCAAAGACACCUUCUUGUACUCCUAUUUCCGAUCACUGAGGAUGGUAGACAAGCAGGUGAGCCUGGUGGAUAAGGACCUCCUAAAAUUUAUAAACCUUGAGGAGCUGAUCCUGAGUGCCAAUAAAAUCAAGGAAGUCAAUGCUGCCAAUCUGCCCCCCACACUCAAGGUGCUGGAGCUGUAUGGCAACGAGAUCCGCAGCAUGGAGUGUCUGUGUGCUCACCCACCCCCUGGGCUCCAGCAUCUGGGGCUGGGCCACAACAAACUGCUGGGCCCCUUGGAGAGUCUCUAUGUCACCAACAACUACUGGCCCAACCUUGUCUCCCUGGAUCUGGGCUUCAAUGACCUGACAGACCUGCAGGGCAUGAUGGUCAGCCUCAGCACACUCAGGCACCUGCGGCUGCUGGUGCUGCAGGGGAACCCGCUGGCCCUGGUGCCCUACUACCGAGGCUUCACCAUCGACAGCCUGACCCGGCUGUGCGUGCUGGAUGACAUCACUGUGUCUCCCAACGAGAAGCAUCAGUUCCGGGGAUUCAGCCUCAGUGGCGACUUCCUGGCACAAGAAGCACAGUUUGUGGUGUCCAUUGGAAACGUCAAGGGCGUUGUGGACACCUCUAUCUGGGACCCGGAGCCAGGCCCCGAAGGCCCUUUCAUCACCUACAACUAUUACGUGACCUACGACUUUGUGGAAGAGGAGCAAGGCGAGGGGAGCCAGUAUGGUGGCGUGCUGGCCGAGAUUGUCAGGCCCUCCAGCGCAGAACUUGUAGGCGAUGAGCUGCAGGGGGGGUCAGAGGUGCAGCUGUUGGAGGAGCUUCAAGAGGCCAAUGAGUCCCAGGAGUCGGGGGCGACGGAGAUGGGAGAGUCAGAGUUGUCCUUCAUCUCAGGCCGCUCAGCCCUGCCAGUGCCCCUCUCCUCCAUCAACUCUGCAGAGGAGCUGGCAAAGCUGCGGCCACGGAUGGAUCCCCGGCUCUUCCCAUCCCCUGGGACCGUCCUCUUCAGCACCAACCAUAAGCCCUGGGCUGAUGUCAUUUCCUACAACUAUGAGAUGCAGCACACCUUCAAGGACCUGGUGCCACUCAAGGCCUUCCUACUGUCGGGGACCACUGUGACUAUUGUGGAGGAGAAGAUCGUUUCCUGGGCUGUGGUGCCACUUCCUGUUGAAAUUCCCUUGCCUGCCAAGAAAGGAAAAGGGGAGAAAGACAAGAAGGAAACUGAUGGGAAAAAUAAGAAAGGGAAAGCGGAGAAGGAACCCCGCAAGGAACAGAAGACACCCAAGAAAAAGAAAGAAAUUCCCAAGGAGCUCCGCCAGGAACCGUCUGUGCUGCGGGUGCUGGGUAGCAACUUGGUGGCCCUGGAGCCAUUGCUGGCAGGGGAGUCCCAGGUGUCCACUGUGUGCAAUUAUGGGGUCAUCCGCACCCUGGAGUCUGACAAGAUGACAUUAACUAGGGAUUUAAAGAAGACCAAGAAAGGGGCCAAAAAGGAAAAGUCAAAACCGCAGAUGCCGAGYUUCGACAGUGACUACCAGCCAGAGCCGCUGACGGUGGAGGUCCAGAUCCAGCUGAAUCAGUACCGCACCGCGGAGGAGGCGCUCCGCUUCUAG